CACCACCAUUUCUCUCUCUCUCUCUCUCUCUCUAACCUUCUCAUUUCACACACUCUCUCAUUUUCUCUCCCAAAUUUUCCUUCUCUUCAUUUUCCUCUCUUCCAAGAUUCCCCUCUCUCUCUCGUUUUCCCUCUUUCGUUCAUUCUCCAAUCUUGCGCGAUUCAAUCAAUGGCGGUUCCUCCAUCGGUCGCCGCCACUCCGGCGUCUCUUUACGUCGGCGACCUCCACCCUGACAUCUCCGACGCCCAGCUCCACGACGCUUUCGCGGAAUUCAAGAACCUCGCCUCCGUUCGCGUUUGCAGAGACUCCUCCACCGGCAGGUCACUCUGUUAUGGCUAUGUCAAUUUCCUUUCUCCUCAAGACGCAAUGCAAGCAAUUGAGGUGAAGAAUCAUUCAAUGCUGAAUGGAAAAGUGAUAAGGGUCUUGUGGUCGCGUCGUGAUCCUGAUGUUAGGAAAAGUUGCAUUGGGAACGUUUUUGUGAAGAACUUGGCAGAAUCUGUGGAUAGUUCUGGACUGGAAGAAAUCUUCAAGAAAUAUGGGAAUAUUUUGUCCAGCAAAGUUGUCAUGGCUGAUGAUGGGAAGAGCAAAGGAUAUGGGUUUGUUCAAUUUGAAUCAGAGGAGUCUGCAAAUGCUGCCAUUGAGAAGCUCAAUGGCUCUACUAUCAAUGAUAAGCAGAUAUAUGUUGGGAGGUUUGUGAAAAAAAGUGAGCGCAUUUUGCCUGGCCCUGAUGCCAGUUAUACUAAUUUGUACAUGAAGAAUUUGGACCUAGAUAUUACAGAAGCACUUCUGAAGGAAAAGUUUUCCUCUUUUGGGAAAAUCGUUAGCUUGGCUAUUUCAAAGGAUGAGAAUGGGAUGUCAAAGGGCUUUGGCUUUGUGAACUAUGAAAACCCAGAUGAUGCUAAAAGGGCCCUGGAAGCGAUGAACGGAUCACAACUAGGUUCAAAGAUUCUGUAUGUAGCCAGGGCACAGAAGAAGGCUGAGCGUGAGCGGAUCUUGAACCAUCAAUUUGAGGAGAAAAGAAAGGAACAAAUCUUGAAAUACAAGGGAUCAAACAUUUAUGUGAAGAACAUUGAUGACAAUGUAAGCGAUGAAGAACUGAGGGACCAUUUUAGUGCAUGUGGCUCUAUAACUUCUGCAAAAGUUAUGAAAGACGAGAAAGGGAUAAGCAAAGGGUUUGGUUUUGUCUGUUUCUCUACUCCUGAGGAGGCCAACAAAGCUGUGAACACUUUUCAUGGAUUCAUGUUUCAUGGUAAACCACUAUAUGUUGCUCUUGCUCAGAGGAAAGAGGACAGGCAAGCACAGUUGCAACUCCAGUAUGCUCAGAAAAUAGCAGGACUAGCUGGACCUUCAACUGCCAUUAUUCCUGGUGGAUAUCCUCCUUUCUACUAUACAGCUACUGGUGUUGUUCCUCAUGUGCCUCAUCGAGCUGGGCUUAUGUAUCAACCUCUGGCAGUGAGGCCAGGAUGGAGGGCUAAUGGGUUUGCACCUCCUUCUAGAUCAUUUCAACAAUCACCCAUUCCUGCUUCACAGGUUGCUAACAAUAAUAGGCAGCAUAGGCAAAACAGGGGCAGGACUAAUGGGCAUGCAGGAUCACAGGGAAAUACUCACUCUGUUAAUAUGCCACAAGCCCAACAGGCUUCUCAGCCUGUGGUCUCUUCAAGGGAGUCAAGUACUCAGCAGAGAACUGGACAGGCUAAGUACAAAGCUAGUGGACGCCAACAUGAGAUGGAAAAAGGAUCUGAAUUCUCAUCUAGUGGUUCAAACCCUAUCGGAGGGUCCCAGGGAUCUGAAGUGCUGCAUAGCAUGCUCGCUGCUGCUACUCCUGAGCAGCAGAAAGAGAUACUUGGCGAGCAUCUAUACAUGCUUGUCCAGAAGCUCAAGCCUAGCCAAGCUGCAAAGAUUACUGGGAUGCUUUUGGAGAUGGACAAUGCAGAACUGCUGCUUCUCCUGGAAUCACCAGAGUCUCUUUCUGCCAAGGUGGAAGAAGCUGUCCAAGUGCUUAAGAACUCCAAGAACAAAGUUUCUGGCCAGGAUAAAAUUCAUUCAAGUUUCCUUUCAGCUGAGGUUGCAGUGAACUGAAAACUUCAUCCUAGAGAGAUGGCUCUUGUUAGAAGCAUAGAUCAUGACUGGUUGAAGCCUCCAAUAACAACGCUAACUCAGAAAUUUGAUACAUGAGUUUUGAUAUCCAUAUUACCUUUGCAGUAUUUCUUAUACAGCAGUAUAUUUCCUUAAGAAAAACAACUUAUGUUUUCUCACCUUAGAGUUGAUAAGAAUUGGUAGUGAUGGUAACAUUCAUAGACAAGUUUGUUUGGGAUUUUGAUUACAUGGAUUAACUUCGAUGAAUUUGGUUCGAUAUUUGUCAUUUUUCAUUCAUAUGCUACAGUAGUACAGACAUGUACACAUGAAUAAAAUGCAAACAAACAUGAAAUAUUUUUAUUC
Lotus japonicus is the source of this 2439-nucleotide messenger RNA. RefSeq names its product polyadenylate-binding protein 7. Gene Ontology annotation, cellular component: ribonucleoprotein complex. Gene Ontology annotation, molecular function: RNA binding. The coding region runs from base 169 to 2079 and encodes 636 amino acids. The record is from RefSeq and is a predicted model, not a curated record. NCBI's taxonomy places the organism in Eukaryota, Viridiplantae, Streptophyta, Magnoliopsida, Fabales, Fabaceae. The transcript has 10 exons.